UCUAAUAAACAAGAGAAGAAGACGAAGGCGGUAGCAGAGUUAUAUACUAGCGUACUACUGUACUUAAGAGUAUUCUAAAGUAAGACUCUAUGUAGGUAUUAUUACAUACUCGUUAGUACUUUAGUACUAUUUGGACAAUUUGGACUAUUUAUUCAAGCAGAUUUCUUACGCUGAACUUUUGCUGUGAGUUAUUAACUAAAGUUAGUGACUCAGUGGUAAACAAUAUGUACUUUUACUUACUUCCUAUGGAGUGUUAUAAGUAUAUGGAGUUAUAAAGAGCUAAAAUGGGUCCUAGUAAAUACAGUGUUAUGGUUAAACAUGUCUUGACUGUGGGAAGGUUUGCAUGGAGAAGCUGUUCAUCCUGGACAAAUCCAUUAAUCAGGUUGAAAUCAGUCCAGACAAAUGACAUCUCACUGUGUCCAUGUCCUCAUAAAAAUCUCAAGUCUCUGCAGUGGUGUUUCUCCAGCAGGACUUUCUCAGUAAGUGUCUGGAAACAGAAGAGCAAAAGCCACAACCCUGGUCAUGAUGAUGAAGAACAGCACAGUGAUGAAGAUGAGGAGGAUUUUAUUGAGGAUGAAGAAGUGGAGGAGAUUUUUCAGCAGCAGAGACCUGCAGCAAUUGGAGAAGAGGAUCACCGGGUGUUCAUUGUUCAUCCUGAUGUGAAGUGGGGACAUAAAAAGCAAUACCUGACCACAGCUGAUCUGCAGAUGGCCGAGGCUGUUGGUCUGGUCAGCACCUUACAGAACUGGACAGUCGUGGAUAAGAUCGUCCUCUCCACCAAAACACCGGAAAAGAAAAGAAUCUUUGGAAAGGGGAAUUUCCAGAUGCUCACAGAGAAAAUCAGAAGAACCGCCGGCGUCUCGGCUGUGUUCAUGAACGUUGAGCGUCUGUCGCCGGGAUCAGAGAGAGAGCUGCAGGAGGCCUGGGGGGUGAAGGUGUUCGACAGAUACUCACUGGUUCUGCAUAUUUUCCGCCGUAACGCCAAAACCAAAGAGGCCAAACUGCAGAUCUCGCUGGCAGAGAUUCCACUGCUCAGGUCACGACUGAAGAACGAAGUUGCGAACUUGGAUCAGCAAGGUGGAGGUUCGAGGUACAUCAUGGGCUCAGGUGAAACUCUGUAUGAGGUGCAGCAGAGGCUCCUGAAGGAGCGAGAGCUGAAGAUUCGCUCUGCACUCGAGAGACUGAGGAAGAAGAGACACAUGCUCCGAUCGCAGCGCAAACACAAAGACUUCCCCAUCGUCUCGGUCAUGGGCUACACCAACUGUGCUUUUCCUGUCCGAGCUGUGGAUGUCUCCAUCUCCUUCAGAGUUACCCUUGGUAAGACCACACUAAUCAAAGCUCUGACCGGUGACAUUGCUCUCCAGCCGAAAGAUCAGCUCUUUGCCACUCUGGACGUGACGGUACACGCCGGUCGGCUGCCCAGUCACAUGACCGUGCUGUAUGUGGACACCAUCGGCUUCCUGUCUCAGCUGCCGCACCAACUCAUUGACUCGUUUUCAGCCACGCUGGAGGACGUGGCACAUUCUGAUCUCAUUGUUCAUGUGAGGGACAUCAGUCAUCCAGAGACGGUGAAUCAAAAAGUCAACGUGCUUAACGUUUUAAAGAAUCUUCAGAUCCCAGAAAGGCUCAUGAACUCCAUCGUAGAAGUGCACAACAAGAUUGACCUCAUUGAAGGCUACGAGUCACCGGAUCCCGAGGCUGUGCCAAUAUCAGCGCUGAAUGAGCUGGGACUGGACGAGCUAAAGCACAAAGUCGAAGAAUCCGUCAUGAAGUCAACUGGGAAACAAACCAUGAUUCUGAAAGUGGAUCUCAACAGCCCUCAGUUAGCGUGGCUGUAUAAGGAAGCCACCGUUCAGGAAGUGCAUGACGGAGAUGACGACUGUACCGCCAACGUCAAGGUUGUGAUCAGUGCUGCAGCAUACGGACGCUACAGGAAGCUGUUCCAGGUCACUUAGCAACACACACCUGAGGCGUGUGUCUGUCCUCUUUCUGACGCUGCUUAUUCACUGUGAACAUAGCUGAGUAAAUAUUUAUUUAUGAAAACAUUUCAAAUAUCACACAGUGUUAAAUUAUUGUAGAACCAAAGUAAAUAAAAUUGUACAAAAGUAA
Messenger RNA from Pangasianodon hypophthalmus (striped catfish), 2109 nucleotides. It is a transcript of the gene gtpbp6, whose product is annotated as GTP binding protein 6 (putative). Bases 285 to 1955 code for a protein of 556 amino acids. The transcript is spliced from 11 exons. Lineage: Eukaryota; Metazoa; Chordata; Actinopteri; Siluriformes; Pangasiidae. Gene Ontology annotation, molecular function: GTP binding; ribosome binding. Gene Ontology annotation, cellular component: cytoplasm. The record is from RefSeq and is a predicted model, not a curated record.